Molecule: messenger RNA, 2842 nt
Organism: Larimichthys crocea (large yellow croaker)
Lineage: Eukaryota; Metazoa; Chordata; Actinopteri; Sciaenidae
Gene: zcchc8
Product: zinc finger, CCHC domain containing 8
Exons: 14
Coding region: 70-2250 (726 amino acids)
Biological process (GO): RNA processing
Cellular component (GO): catalytic step 2 spliceosome
Molecular function (GO): zinc ion binding; RNA binding
Source: RefSeq, a predicted model, not a curated record
GACGCAGAGCAGCUGCUUUGACCUCUGACCUCGAUGUGUCCUGUAGCCGCAGAGCUUGGGUAAAGAAAAAUGGCUGAGGUUGAUUUCGGGGAUAGUGAGCUCUUUGAGCAGCUCGAUGACUCCGCACCGGCCGUCCCGACGCACAUACGCUUCACAGAUGACGAGGAAGACCAGGAGGAGACGAGCCGGCUCCGGAGCAGGCUGGAGGAGUGCGACGAUUACAUCCAGAGACUCACUGAGGAGAAUAAAGAUUUGAGGAGAAAACUCAACAUCCUGACACGGCCGAGCGGCAUCACAGUCGAAGAUAUCAAUUUUGACGGACCAGUACUGCAGAUCCUUUACGCAAACAACAUUAUUUCAAAGCAGUGUCGUCAAGAAAUUGAAGAUUCCAUCUCCAAUGUGAUUUUGAAGCACCACAAACCAAGCAAUGAAACGAAAAAAUCUACCUGUCACAUAAAACCUCAGAAUUCAGCUUUUGCAAUGGACGAAGAUCUGCAGAAGUCUGCUUCCAGUGGUGUAAGAACAACAACAGAAGCCUUUAAGGUGGUUGGAAGCGUCUUACAUUUCCAAACUUUCAGUCUCGAUAAACUUGGACAGCCUCUGGUGAAUGAAAACCCCCAGAUGACAGAGGGCUGGGUCGUUCCAAACUAUCUCCAGGUUUUCAACCAUGUCAUUGGCACAGAUGGACAGGAGAUAGAAAUGAAAGACAAAAGACCCAAAUCUAUGUGUUUCAACUGUGGUUCGAGUGGGCAUCAGAUGAGAGACUGUCCAAAGCCUAAAGACAUGGCUGCAAUUAAUGAGAGAAGAAAGGAGUUUAAUCAGAACAACAACCAGGCCAUGCAGGGUAACCAGCGAUACCAUGCUGACGAAGUGGAGGAGCGGUUCGCUAAAUACAAGCCUGGCGUCCUGAGUGAAGAAUUGUUGACAGCUCUGGGAAUCGAUGGCAACACGCUCCCUCCUCUGAUUUAUCGUAUGAGGCAGCUGGGCUACCCACCAGGUUGGCUAAAAGAGGCAGAGAUGGAAAACUCUGGCUUAACGAUGUAUGAUGGAAAUGUUUCAAAUGAUGGUAAUCUAACAGACAAUACCAAUUCGCAAAACAUCUCUUACGAUGUCUCCAAACUGGUCGAUUUUCCAGGCUUCAAUGUACCUGCACCGCACAUAAUGAAAGAUGAAUUCAUGCAGUAUGGUUCGAUUCCAAUGCAGACCAGUCACAUGAAGCAAAACUAUGCAGCCUAUCUGUCCAACAACUUCCCCAUGCCUGGUGCCACCUGCAACAAGAGACGACAUGAAUCUGACUCAUCUCCACAGCUAAGGAAGAAGACAAGGUCCAGUCCUGAUAGGACUUCGGAUAGGAGCUCAGACAUGGAUAUUGAAUCGGACCCAGGCACACCUUAUCAUGUUCAUGGCGCAGGUGACUUCCAGUUCCAACCUCCGCUGCCUCCUGGCUCGCCUUGCUUCAGUUCACCUCCUCCUUUACCCCAUGGCACUCCUCCUGCUACACCCACUCCCCCACCUCUUCCUAAAGGUACGCCUCCUCCCACACCCACCAACGGCUCUCCAGCUCUGCGAGGGCGUAACUGGGUAGCUGAUGAGGCUGCGGCUGAGGGAACAGAGGAUGACCUGACGCUGGAGGAACUGGAGGAGCAGCAGAGGCUGAUUUGGGCAGCUUUAGAAAAUGCUGACACUGCCACCAACAGUGACUGUGAGACGCCUGCACUGGGAACACCUGCGCCGGGAACACCUGCGCCGGGAACACCUGCGCCGGGAACACCUGCGCCCAGUUCACCAAGUGUGUCCACACCUGCGCAUGUAGACACAGAACCAGAAGAGGUUGAAGAAGCGAUGGACACAACAAAACCUGCAGAAACUUGUCAAAGCAGUGAAAAUAAAAAGGAACCGGGGAUUCAAGAGAUUUGCUCUCAAGCAUCUGAACCAAUGAAAGUCGAGGAUGACAGUCCACAGAGUCCUGAACCAGUCAAAACCCAAAACGACACCACUAUGAGUCCCGGUCCAAUCAAAGCCCAAGAUGACAGCCCUCAGAGUCCUGGUCCAAUCAAAUGUCAGGAAGACAAUCCACAGAGCCCUGUGGAGAAGAUAUCAGCUGUUCCUCAUAGGAGCAACUUUGCAGCUGGCAUUGUUCCUUUCGAAGACACACCAGAAUUCACUGAAGUUGCUGAAGCCACAGGGACAUACCUGAAGAUCAGAGACUUGCUGAAAAGUUCCCCUCGAAAUUUGGCCAAGAAAAAAUAAAAAUUCUCCAUCUUGAUUUGGAACAUUGAUUAUUUUUAAAAUUAGAUUAUUUUCAUUUUCAUGACCAUCCUGGCAGCCAUGUUUUUUAGCCGUUUUAUUAUUUUUGUACCAAGAUGAAUGUCUAUGCUGUGUAUAUACAUUUGAUCUGUAAUGAAACAAUGAGGGAGGGACAUUGAGGGAUGCUGCAACAGCAAUGGUUUGUAGGUUUUCACCAAUUAGUCUAUUUUUUUUUUUAAGCACUAAAGUUACUCAUGAAUUUUGUUUUAUUGUAAAAUUUGUAAAAGGUAAUUUCAUGGCCUGUAUUGUUUUAAUAGCGUUUUGUGUCUACAUGGCUUUUUCUAUUUUUGUCCCACUUGAAUUGCUCUAAAAUCUUGAACAUGCUUGUAUUUGCUUCAGUGUGUUAUUUUUUUUAUGUAUGCUGACAGCACAGAUGGCUAAAUAUGUGUGCUAACAGUUUAUAGUUGAUUGUUAACCAUCUUCAGCAGAGAACAAGCUGACCCUCUUUUACCAUAAUCAGUUCACUUGCUGCACAUGAAAUGGCAUAUAAUUGAAUCUCUGCACUACAACAAUCAUCAGAAAGCUUGGUCUACAU